GCACGACCAGGCACCGUAUCGUAUCCCGCCCACUUGGCAAUGGUUCUAGGACAGCUACUAAGAGAGGCUUUUACCGGGGCGAUUAGGGAGGUGGGCCGGCAAAAGACCGUCACCCAUAAACUCUCCGUCGCUUCGCGUCUCUCUCUCGUCCUAUUGGCUGAGCUCGCGGGCGUCGUUUCCACCCUCCCGUUCGGCGCCUUCGCCCUCCUCCUCUACUCCCUCCUGCUUCUCGCGUCCCGCUCCCGCGUAUUCCUCCGUCGAUUCUGCCGCAUAUGGCGCCGGAUAUCUCGCCGCGUGGUCAUCCCUCGGAGUCUAGGUUUUUUGGUUGCCGUGGCUGCGCAGUUCGCGGCGGUGCUACAGCCGCUGCGCCGGCUGGUGAAACGCGGCGCGGCAUUCUGGCCGUUGUGCCCUCUACCGUCGCUCUAUCGUUCUCUUCUCCGAUUAGCUCGAGUCCACGUAGUUGCUGACGUCAGAUACGGGCCUCGGCCGCGCAACGUAAUGGACAUUUACCUGCCCGGCUUCCACCAUCGCUGGAAUCACCAGCAGCAUCAGCAUCAGCAUCACCAUCACCACGACCACCGCAACAAUCCGCUAUGUGCUGGCACCACUGCCAGCAGCAGCAGCAGCAACAGCGGUGGUUGCAGGGUGGUAGUGUUUGUGCAUGGGGGGUGUUGGGUGAGCGGCGAUAAGUGGCUGUAUGCGCCCCUCGCUGCCAGAUGCGCUGCUGAAGGGGCAAUCGCCGUCGUUAUCCAAUACACUCUCUACCCCGAGUCGCUAAAAAACCAGCUAGCUAGUCGCGCUAGCUUGGAAGAAGAAAUGACUGAAGUUAGCGCGCCAGUUUACUUGUACCCUGAUUUCGUCGUAGGAGUGAACUGCGCUGAACCCUGCUGGAGUAGAGUAGAGAGGGAGAGGAAGGAGAUUUCUUUGGGUGUUCUCCUAGCAGAGGGCCAGCAAGGGGAGGCCAGCACGGCGCUCUCAUGGGUGUUUGACAACAUCGCUCGCUACGGGGGCGAUCCGAAUUGCGUCUUCCUCUGCGGCCACUCGUCAGGGUCGCACACGGUGGCCAUGCUGGUGUGGCGCCGCUUCAAGAAGACCCUGCUGGGGGCCGCAGAGAGCGCGGCACAGAGGGCGGCGGCACAUAGCGAGAGGGGAGAGUUGCUGGCAACAGAGAGGGGGGUGCGGGGUGGGAGGGGGGGAGAGGUGGAAGGGGAGGGAGGGAUGCGCCGAAGUGAGAGGGGAGAAACCACGGCAGUUGGAGGCAGUGGUAGCAGAAGAGAGGAGGGGAGGGGGGCUGCUGGACAGCAGCAGCAUGAUGGGGAGAUUGAGGACCGCAGGGAAGAAGCUGACACCCGCCAGCCGUAUUGUGUGAUUGGUCUGAGCGGCAUCUUCGACCUUCACUACAUGCACACAUAUACAGUCACAACCGGCACUGCCCCUCUCACCUGCUUUGCCGAAGCUGUUGGAGGCCCCGCGGCCUUUGCCCGAGGCUCCCCUCCAAACCUGUUCUCUGCCUUGGCCGAAGCUGUGGCAGUAGCAGGCUUGGGAACUGAUGCAGCAGCUAAGGGAGGGGCUGGGAGCACAGGCAAAUCAACUUCUGGAAAUGCACCUUCCCCAGAUGCAGCCUUGUCGCUUUUCUUCUCUGAAUUUGGCAAAGAUGCUGGCAACCAUAUAUUGUCAGGAAUAGCGGAUGGGAGAAUCAGACCUGCUGCUAUCCUUCCCCCCAUGCUGCUACAGUGCAGCCCGGGCGAUGCAUACGCGCCCCCUCACUGCAGCCUGGCACUUGUGCAUGCAUUGAGGCGCCUGGGCGGGCGGGCAAAGGUUGCCGUGUAUUCGUCGGUGCACCAUGCGCAGUUCGCAUGCCUCUGGAAGCCAUGGCCCCAACCUAGAGGUUCGGCCGAGGCUGAGGCUCUGGCUCGGAAGCGAAGUGGACGGGUUUGGCUUGGUGAUGGGUUACAGAUGGAUGGUGGUGCGCUGUUGGGGGGAGGAUGGUCGGAUUGGCUGUGUAGGUGUUGGGGGUUAGGUGAAGCUGGGAAGGCCAAUAAAGAUUUGCUAGAUGUGGUGGUAGGAAGAACACUGCUGGAAGAUGUUCUUGCUAGCUCUUAGUAGCUACAAACUCGUGUUCAGUAGUAUGCAAUAAAGAACGGGCAAUGUAUAGGCUACAGUGAUGCGAAUGUUAUUCAGUUG
Closterium sp. NIES-67 is the source of this 2184-nucleotide messenger RNA. NCBI's taxonomy places the organism in Eukaryota, Viridiplantae, Streptophyta, Zygnematophyceae, Desmidiales, Closteriaceae. The record is from the annotation of a GenBank genome assembly.